Microthlaspi erraticum is the source of this 1146-nucleotide messenger RNA. Lineage: Eukaryota; Viridiplantae; Streptophyta; Magnoliopsida; Brassicales; Brassicaceae. The record is from the annotation of a GenBank genome assembly.
AUGUCUUCCACAAAAUCCAUCUCUCUCAUUGUCUGCAUAACUUUCUUCUUCUCUAUUCUCUUUCGUUCCUCCUCUGCACAAACCGUCGUUAAAGCUUCGUACUGGUUUCCGGAGAGUGAAUUUCCGGUCACCGAUAUUGACUCAUCUCUCUUCACACACCUCUUCUGCGCUUUCGCUAAUCUCAACUCUCAAACCAAUCAAGUCACCGUCUCUACCACGAACCAACCCAAAUUCUCAAACUUUACACAAACCGUGCAACGAAGAAACCCUUCGGUGCAAACAUUUCUGUCUAUCGGCGGUGGAAUCGCUAAUCAAUCCGCGUUUGCGUCCAUGGCAAGUAACCCCACUUCUCGAAAGUCAUUCAUUGAUUCUUCGAUUAGAGUCGCAAGAUCCAAUGGAUUCCAUGGUCUCGACCUAGAUUGGGAGUAUCCGAGCAGUGCGGCUGAGAUGAGCAAUUUCGGGACGCUACUUAGAGAAUGGCGAUUGUCGGUUGCGGCAGAAGCAAAUAGCACUGCUAGACCGCGUUUGCUUUUGGCGGCUGCGGUUUUCUACUCCUACAGUUACUAUUCGGUACUGUACCCGGUUCAAGCCGUUGCCAAUAGCUUGGAUUGGGUUAAUCUCAUGGCCUAUGAUUUUUAUGGACCGGGUUGGUCCACAGUGACCGGUCCACCGGCCGCUCUAUUUGAUCCUUCAAACGCAGGUCCAAGUGGCGAUGCUGGAGUGAGGGCAUGGAUUCAAGGCGGCCUUCCGGCAUCGCAAUUAGUGUUGGGAUUCCCAUUAUACGGCUAUGCAUGGCGUCUUGCAAACAGCAACAUAAACAGUUAUUCUGCUGCCACCACCGGACCUGCGAUAUCACCUGACGGUUCGAUUGGAUACGGUCAGAUAAAGAAGUUUAUAGUGGAUAACGGUGCUAGGAUGGUUUAUAACUCGACGGUGGUUGGAGAUUACUCUUACGCCGGGACGACUUGGAUCGGGUACGAUGAUAAUCAAAGCAUUGUGACGAAAGUGAGAUAUGCUAAGCAGAGAGGACUUCGUGGUUACUUCUCAUGGCAUGUUGGAGCUGACGAUAACUCUACUCUAUCUCGUGCAGCAUCUCGGGCUUGGGAUGCUACGGCGGCAACUACGGUAAUCCGACGGAAGUUUUAA